AUGCAAAACGGAAAAGCCUCUCUGAAUCCGUCAUCAUCCUCCAACAACAAUAAUUCCUCGUCCUUGCUCGCACUUUCGGAACAGCUGGCAACCAUUAGAACUUGUCGGGAACGAAAAUUAUUUGCUCCUAAACCUCCGUCUUCUACCAAACUCGAUGAAGAAGUGCCCUCCUAUUACAUCAAGCAGAAUGACAAGAUUUUAAAUGAUUGUUAUGGAGAUUGUCGGUCCAUGAUUCAUCAUACGGAGAGUAACAACAAUGAUUUUUUACUAUUCUCAAAGCACGCUUUUCAACAAGUGUGUUCAUCAAACACCAUCAUUGAUCCCCCAACCUAUAAACUUGUUUCCAAGAAUGAAAUUUGCAAACAAGUACCCAUCAUUCAAUCCUUGUUAUUCAAACGACAACAUGAAUAUUUACGUCCGAAAAUUGUAAAUGUACCUUCAUCAUCAAACACAGCAAAUUCUUCCUGUAUUAAUUCACAAGUAGCCACAAACAAGCCUUCUACAGGCACGAAUGGAAACAUUCCGUUGAAGGCUCAGAGAGGAAACAAUACUAUGAGAAAUCCGAGCCCAUCAUCCAAUAAUGGAAGAACCAGCAGUGGCAAUAGUGGUGGAGGUACAACAACGAAUGACCCAAUGAUCGUAGAUGAUGAAGAAAAACCAAAAUCAUCGUUUGUUACAGCUCGACAAUUGGUAAAUAAUAAGAGGAAAAAGAUGGGAGACAAGCCAAUGAGCGACGAAGAAAAGGAAGAGGAAGAAGAGCAAAAUAGUAAGCAGAAAAACCUAAGUGAUAUCAAGAGCUCAACAUCCAAUUAUCAUCCUGUGACAUCAUUAACAGCUAAUUCAGGAAAACGAAAGAAAUUCGUUCCUCCACUCAAAUCCAAUGAUAAGGAAAAUUCAAAUAAUAACAGCAACAAUAAUACAAACACUUCUAAGAACACUGGAGAAAAGCCAUCCAAAAAGAAAAAAACAGACGACGAGGAUGGUGCUGACCUUUCGAAAAUAUUUGAGAAUGGUGUCAUUCCUGAGGAACUUUCUCAUCUGAGUCCAAAAUUAAUUGAAACGAUCGCGAAUGAAAUUUUAGACUCUUCAAUUUCUGUGACUUGGGAUGACAUUGCUGGUUUGAAAUAUGCAAAGGCAUCUGUACAAGAGGCAGUAAUUUGGCCUCUCAUGAGACCUGAUUUAUUUACUGGACUAAGACGACCACCCAAAGGUCUACUCUUAUUUGGACCUCCAGGUACCGGUAAGACACUGAUUGGAAAAGCCAUUGCUCACGAAAGUGGCUCUACCUUCUUCUCUAUUUCAGCUUCAAGCUUGACCAGUAAAUGGGUGGGUGAAGGUGAAAAAUUAGUGAGAACUCUAUUUGCACUUGCCAGAUACUUUCAACCAUCUGUAGUGUUUAUUGAUGAAAUUGAUAGUUUACUUUCCCAAAGAACUGAUUCGGAUAGUGAUAGCGGUACCAGAAGAUUAAAAACAGAAUUUUUAGUUCAGCUUGAUGGUGCUUCAACCAAUGACGAAACAGAUCGAAUUUUAAUUGUUGGUGCUACCAAUAGACCUGAAGAAAUAGAUGAAGCCGUGAGAAGAAGAAUGCAGAAGCGUUUGUACAUACCUCUUCCAUCAAAAGAAGGAAGGAAAGAAAUGUUGGCAAGACUUCUCUCAAAAAACCCGCACGUGAUUUCUGAGGAGGAGUUGAACUCUUUGGUAGAUUUAACUGAUGGAUAUUCAGGUAGUGACAUUAAAAAUCUUUGUGCAGAAGCUUCAAUGUUUGCUAUCAGAGAUUUAGGCUCACAAAUCAAACAUGCAGCAGCCUCAGAGUUAAGACCAAUAGAAUUUAAGGAUUUCAAAGCAGCCCUUAAAUCAAUUCGUCCGUCAGUGGCUCAAAGUGAUUUACAUCGAUAUAUUGAAUGGAACAAAACUUUUGGAUCAUUUGAUUAUAACGAAAAUAGUAAUGAAGAAUCGGAAAAAGGAAGUGGCUCUGAAUAG
This is a messenger RNA of Naegleria fowleri, 1980 nucleotides long. RefSeq lists its product as uncharacterized. The coding region runs from base 1 to 1980 and encodes 659 amino acids. The record is from RefSeq and is a predicted model, not a curated record. Gene Ontology annotation, molecular function: ATP binding; ATP hydrolysis activity. The transcript has 2 exons. Lineage: Eukaryota; Heterolobosea; Eutetramitea; Acrasida; Naegleriidae.